Zingiber officinale is the source of this 1224-nucleotide messenger RNA. Its product is annotated as protein TORNADO 2-like. The coding region runs from base 154 to 981 and encodes 275 amino acids. Gene Ontology annotation, cellular component: plasma membrane; plasmodesma. The transcript is spliced from 2 exons. The record is from RefSeq and is a predicted model, not a curated record. Gene Ontology annotation, biological process: auxin-activated signaling pathway. Lineage: Eukaryota; Viridiplantae; Streptophyta; Magnoliopsida; Zingiberales; Zingiberaceae.
UAAAGAGAUCAAGAAGAGGACGAAGAAGAAGGAUUCAUGGAAACAGAGCCUUCAAGUCAAGCGAUCCUCCAACCUUCCCUUCGCCUCAAGAAACCACCGCAGAUUCUUAAUCCAACUCAACCUCUCCCCUGAUCGACUCCACCUCGAUCGGCAAUGGUUCUCGAUCACACGCUCCUCGCCGGAAUCAACUUCCUCGCCGUCCUCCUCGCCGUCCCCGUCAUCGUCGUCGGCGCCUGGCUCUCCGGCCAGACCCCCGACUCCUGCGUCCAGCUCCUUCAGUGGCCCGUCCUCGUCCUCGGCAUCGCCCUCCUCGCGGUCGCCCUCGCCGGCUUCGUCGGCACCUUCUGGCGCAUCCCGCGCCUCCUCCUUUUCCACCUCGCCGCCAUGCUCCUCCUCGUCCUCGCACUCGCGGGGCUCGUGAUCUUCAUCUACGCCGUCACCGCCAACGGCUCGGCCCAUCCGGCUACCAACAGGGCCUAUUCGGAGUACGAGCUGGAGGACUACUCCGGCUGGCUCCGGCGGAGAGUGGAGGGGCGACACAGGUGGGAGCGCAUCCGCCGGUGCUUGAGCUCCACCAGCGCGUGCGCAGACUUGAACCAGACGUAUCGGUCGGCCGAGGAUUUCUUCGCCGCCAGGCUCACGCCCCUGCAGUCCGGGUGCUGCAAGCCGCCGACGGCGUGCGGAUACACGUUCGUGAACCCGACUUACUGGAUCAGCCCCAUCAGCGCGCUCGCCGGCGCCGACUGCACCCUGUGGAGCAACGACCAGACGGUGCUCUGCUACGGCUGUUCGUCCUGCAAGGCAGGGCUGCUGGCCGACCUGCGCCGGGAGUGGAGGAAGGCGGACGUGGUUCUGGUGAUCACGCUCGUCGCGCUCGUCUUCGUCUACGCCAUGGCCUGCUUCGCUUACCGCAGCGCGAAGACCGAUCAGCUUUUCCAGAGGUACAAGCAAGGCGACGCCGGCGGCCGCCAAAUGCAUUGACUCUGAAGAGAAGUAUAUAUAUAUCUAAUUUUAUAUUUUAAUAAAAUUAAUAUAUUUUUGCAUUUUAAAAAUAUUAAAUUUGGAUUGUUAAGCGUGUGGUCUAAAUUGCAAGAUAUUAACAAGGCGGAGGGAUGGAGGUUAUAUUCUUUGAUAUUGUGGUGUUAAAUAUUAAACUUGUAUGGUGACAAAAAAUGAGCAUGUUCGUCCCUAAUGUCUCUGUCAAUCCGUCCCAGAGUUAAUAUG